Messenger RNA from Leptosia nina, 393 nucleotides. Lineage: Eukaryota; Metazoa; Arthropoda; Insecta; Lepidoptera; Pieridae. The record is from the annotation of a GenBank genome assembly.
AUGCCUGCACCGAGAAAAGUUAGUGGAAGGCAAAUGGAAUUGCUGGUGGACUUUGCGGAAAGGAACCCCAAUAUAGCAUUGGGAAUAAUAGGCACCGUAGCUGUAGAAGGAUUGCCUGGUGUACGCAUUCAUGUAUCGGUCCCACCUAUCUCUUCUCAAAGCACAUUCAUACAAUCGACGUCAACUCCGGAGCCGGCAGAUAUGCAUAUAGAAUGGCUAGAAGAAGAUAUAGAGGAUAAUGAAACUCAGUCACAAUCUGAAACAUCUAAGGACGGAGAAUUUGUACUUCACCAACUCACCACCAAUGUUGUACCAACCAGCGAACCACCACCGACCACAUACAACAACUCUACCACAACGACGAAGUAUCAAAUUUUCUACUUCAUUUAUUAA